GUUGUCUUUUCAAGAUGAAAACAAAUAUGGCGGCCAUCAUCACAACCUGUAGUUCUUGGCUGGUUCAAGGAGGACCACCAUUCUCUGUAGUGUAACAGGUUCAAGCCCAUGCGUCUGAAUAUGUUUGCCGAAGAGAGAGAUGAGAGGAGAUCUGACCGGCAACGAGAGGGGAAUUCCUACAGUUCUUUACGCAAUCGCAUUCCUUACAGACUACUUGGGAGGAGGUCCCUUGGAGCAAAGAGGUUAGUUGUCUCCAGCAAAGUACUGUUGCCGGCCAUCCCCACAGAGAACUGUGACGUGGUCCUCACAUUUCCAGCAAACACUGAAGAUGCUACUCUCAUGUGGCUGCUUGCUCGUUUCAAGUCUCGAGCUCCAGCCAUUACAGUCCAUGUCCGACACCAUAGCCAUACGGGAAUUUAUGGCUUCUAUCUUACAGCUCCAUAUGACAACCUCUUACAGGGAGCUGAAGAAAUUGGUCUCCUUAAGCCGCUGAAGUCAGAGUAUGGUGGAGGAAUGAAAGAAUUCAUUUACGAAGACCACGACUGUUUUGCUGGUAUUGAGGAUGAGGGCACAUUCCUCACUAGUCAGGAGCGCCAGAGCAUUGUCCUCCACUUUUUGCAUGAGUUGAGAGCUACGGGUGAUGAUUCGCUCGCCGGGAUCAACUUUGUUGAGGGCCAGGCAAUAGUACCAUUGCUGAUCACAAAGAAGGUUGUGUGGCAAGUCUUUCCCUUACACAGCAACCAAGAUCUCAAGGAGCUGAGAAAGAACUGGGUCCAAGCCAUAUUUUCGACUCAACCUCUCGAUUUGGUUUGCCGGUACUUUGGGGUGAAAAUUGGCCUCUACUUUGCAUACCUGGGUCACUAUACAACAUGGCUUUUACUACCAACCUUGAUUGGAAUCCUCAUCUUUUUGUUCCAAGGGUCCAGCCAGUUUGCAGAGGAUUUGUGUUUCGUUGGCUUUGCACUCUUCAAUGUCGUGUGGGCGACUUUGUACAUCAAGUUUUGGAAAAGAGCGUCGACAGAGUAUUGCUACCGCUGGGGUACCCUUGAGAAGAAAGAUGAAAUGCUGAAAGAUCCAAGGCCUCUUUUCACUGGCGACUUGGUUAAGAGCCCUGUGACUGGUCACUUGGAGCUGCACUAUCCGGCUUGGAAGAGGCUACUAUUUCGCUACUGCAUCACCAUGCCAGUCAUUGGUUUGUGUCUGGUCCUCGUCUUUGUCUUCAUGCUGCUGUGUUUCGAGCUGCAGGAAUUGGUGAAUGAACUGAUCGGAGAGGAAGAGCUGCCGUAUGUGUUCAGCUUUGUGCCGAAAGUUUUGCUUGCUGUUGUGGUGUCUAUCUUUGACGAGGUCUACAAACAGAUUGCCAUUUGGCUUACCCACAAGGAAAAUUACAGACUUGAGGAAUCCUAUGAGACUAGCCUGGUGAUCAAGAUGAUUUUGUUUCAGUUUGUGAAUUCAUUUCUGUCCCUGUUCUACAUUGGCAUAUACCUCAGUGACAUGGAUCGUUUGAGAGAUCAACUUGCUGCACUGCUGAUCACCAGACAGGUUUUAGGCAAUCUGAAGGAAGCAUUCAUGCCUUAUGUUGUCUGGAAGGCACGUUUGUACAGUGUUGGUUAUCGCAUGGCAACCAGAAUGUCCCCAGCUUCUGUAGAGAAAGAGGUUAAGAGGAUGACGGCUCGAUCUCGACGUGUGGACUCUACUGCCUCGAAAGCAGCAAAAGCCAAAGAUCAUCAGAAAAAGAAGAAUGCUGAUGGGGCCAAAAGCUCUGACAGUGAGAGCAGCCUUUUGACUGAGGAAGAGGAUGAUGGGCUGCCCACACUCACGCAAGCUGAAGUGGAGAGUGCCAUGAGAAAGUAUGAAGAUACGUUGGAUGACUUCUUGGAGAUGAGCAUUCAGUUUGGAUACAUCACUUUAUUCUCUCCGGCCUUUCCUUUGGCUGCUCUGUGUGCCUUGUUGAACAACAUCAUAGAGAUCCGCUCCGAUGCUUUCAAGCUUUGCCUUAAUCAUCAGAGACCUUUUGGCCGAAGGGUGGACAGCAUAGGCAUUUGGCAGGAUGUGUUGGUCGUGAUCAGUAUAUUGGCAAUCAUUGUGAACUGUGCACUAGUGGGAACCUCCGGUUUGCUGCAACGAAUGUAUCCAGGUCUUAGCACCACAGUGUAUUUUCUCAUCAUAGUCAUCAUUGAGCACCUGAUCAUCGCCAUGAAAGUUGCCUUGUCCCGCUCCAUCCCUGAUCUUCCUCCAACAGUUGCUACAGAAAUGGCAAGACUUGAGUAUCAGCGCACUGAGGCUCUCAAGCAACUUGUAUUGCAAGCAACUCCAAACCAAGUCGGUGGCAACCUCCUAUCUCACUAUUCUGGCAGUCCAAACCUGAGAAGGAAGAAAACAAGUGAGUCUGUAAGUUCAGAACAAAGCAGCAGGGAGGACUCGCCUCCCGUGAAAACAUCAGCUGCCCCAAAAAAUUUUUCGGCCCCGACUGUCAUUACCCCAACCAGUUCAACUCCUCGGCCAGCAGAUAUUCCUCUGGCAGCAUCUUCCACUCCGGCUAGCUCCUCCCCACACAUUAUGAGACCCAAGAUUCCGCCUCGGUCCUCAUUGCAGACUUCAACCUCUUCCACAUCCUCCAACCCCUUCCUCACCAAUGUGUCUUCCACCCAUUCAGAUGUCGCUGAAAAAGUUGUGGCAGCUGCAAUGCACCCGAUGUUUGAUUACUCGGACAUCACUAGCUCAAGCAAUUCCAGUUCGAGAUUGAUGCCACCACCUCCUCCUCCACCUCCACCUUCAGCCUCUGGCGCAUCGCUGUCUACAGCUUCUCCACUCUCCCGGAGAACACAUGCAUAUCCGCCUAUCAAGAGCGAUAGUGGGAAUAGCGGGGUGGUCAGGAAACUAGUGCGGAGUCGGGCUGAGUUGGAAGUACGGCGUCGUAGAUCAGAGCCUGUAUCGUCAGCUGUGACCGAAGCCCUAAACGCUCAGCAGAGAGCUGGAGAUGACAGUGGACUGCAGAGGAAAAGCAUUUAUGAAAACAGAGAAGACCUCAGCCAGCGUGAAGAAAGUAAAAAGCAGCUGAACAGCACCGCCUUGAGAGCAGAUAUCAGGAAGAGUCGGGAAAAAUUAAACUACACCUUGGAAGAUGUCAGCGAAAAACAUAAGAAGAGAUCUGAGUCUCCAGUUUUGUUUGCACCUAAGGCAAAUGCUUCUCGACUGGCAGCUGGGUUAACAUCUCUACCACCAAGCAUUCCUGCAAGCUCUUCCGCCCUCUCUUCUCAUCACAGAUACUGUCACUCACCCAGAUUGUUGAGAGGGGGUGCUUUAGGAGACCCUUCACCUUUGGCCCUAAAAGUUCUCACUCGGAAAUCGAGAUCUUUCUCCAGUGCUGAUGUCACAGAGGCGCGCCAGGCAUUUCGUGAUAGAAUGUCAUGGCGGGGUGAGCUUCCUGUUGUUGGCAGAGCUGUUGUCUCAGAAAAAUCUCCUCUUUCUGUAGACAGUAAAAAGGAAAAGUCGGAAGAAACUGAAGUUGAAAAAAUAAAGUCAUCUUCCGAGUUUGGCAAAAAAUUUGAUGAGAGCUCUCGAGUAGAAAUGUCAAGUAGGGAAACAGGUGAAACUGGUAGUAGAAAGGAGGUGAAUGAAUCAAGUGUUAAUGUUGAGGCGGAACCAAGAGUUUCUGAGAUUUUGAACAAGGACAUACAAGAAGGAGAGAGCGAUAAAGAAGGUGACAAAAGAAAGAGAGUACCUUCCAAGGAAAGAUCUGACUCUAGAUUUACUUUCUUUAACCGUGCUGUUAGAGAAAAUGCAAGCAAGCCGCUUAGCAUUUCUCCACACAGGGGGGAGUCUAAAAAAGAAAAAAAGUGACUUAUCUUUUCCUUUAAAAGUAUUGGUGAAUGUUCAAAUCUGUUUUAAGCUAUUAUAGACAUUAUUGUUGAACAGAUAGAGAAAGGCUUACUUCCUUUAUUUUUGUUUUUUGCUACAGGUGGUUGUAAAUGAUUUGUUGCCUCAAAGUACACUGGACAUUUUCAUUAAUAGAAACUGCUAUAUACGCAUACCCAACUUGUAUUGAACUGCUUUUCGUAUCUACUGGGGUUUGAGUUUAAGCGAUUAGAAGCAUACUGACUCAAUAACAAUUGUUUAGUAACAGAAAAUUCAAGAUAGGCAGACAGAAACAACAGAGUGGAAGCUAAAAUGUAGGACUUACCCAUGGUGACCUCUCUCACAGCGAUCAUCUGACUUCUUGAUAUUAAUCACGAUAUUAGACUUCAAGGAAAUAUUUCAUAGUUAAUGAAAGUUUUCAUGUAUGGAACAUUAUCAUUUAGUGUUGUACACUAAAGACAUAUUUGUGAUAAGAGAAUGUCAGUUUGCUUGAAAAAUUUCGUUCAGUUAUUUUUAUUUCAAAAUAACUAGUCAGCUGCAUGUUUACCAUGUAGUAAUUUGAACUUUAGGAAAGGUUAUCCUCUUCCAAGUUGUCUCCUGAAAAGUGUCAGUUUCGAAUAUUAAGUUUUACUUACCAGACAUGGAGAAUGUUCAACAUGUAUAAAAAUAAAAGCAGAGGAAGUUGGCCAUCUGCUUUUUUUGACUGGUCGCGACCCACGUUGGCAUAUUUGAAAGUAAAUAGUUAUCAGAAAAGUAAGUGAGUAGUUUUCAGUGGUUGUGUCAUAUUGUGCUGAGGUCAAUGCUCCAAGUUACUUGAGAAAUGUGUAAUUGUCAGAUCUCACCUCUUCUUCAUUUCACUCACUCUGUAAUUCUUCUCUCCAGUUAUGUACUGCAUAAAUCGAAAAGACUUUCCUUAAUUUUGUAUUUAAAAAUUUUUUCUGCGGAUGCUUUCGCUUCGAGGGAAGAUCUUAUACAUUUUUGCUUCCCUCAAAGGAGAUAAUUACUCUUGGAUGAAUGGUCUGACCUGAAUUAAGGCUUUUUAUGAACUUAAGAUUAUGGAAAAAACUGUUUCCUUUUUGUUUUGAAGGAUAUCUUGAUCUUUACAUUAUUAACAACAUUAUGUUUGUCAGACUUGACUGAAAGCUUACAUUUGUUUUGAACGCAAUAAUUGUCUUUAGUUUAUUAUUUUCGUGUCAUUUUAUCCUGUUGUAUGGUAACCACUUCUUAUUUUUUUAUUCUUACAUUCACUAUUCGGUACUCAGAAGUUUGCUGAAGUCUGACUUUCAAUCAUAUUGUCACUUGCGACUUUCUCAUGAGAAAGUAUAGUUUUAGAUUUUAAAAAGCUCAGAAUCACAGUAUAAUGAAACUAUUAUCAUUAUCACUAAACUGACUUUUCAAUAUAUGUAGUUUAAUGUAGAUGCACAUUUUAAGCUACUUUAUAUCUUUGAAUUAUUGAUUAGUGGAAUUAUUUUUGUAUAAUUAUUUGUAAGCAUAACUAGAAUAUUGAUGAUAGUGUGUAGAAAGAUCAGAACAGCCUAUGUUUUUUUUAGUAUUGAUUUCUGUCUACAGCCACUCAUGGGUUUCUGCAAUGUCUACAUUGUUCUUUCUACUUAUAGAAAGUAAAUCAUCUAGAUUUUGAAAGAAGGUAUUGCAGUUGAAGAGUUAUUAGACACAGACAUAUUUUUGGGGGUCAGUUUUGUAGUUCCAUUGUCAGAAUCUGAGUGUUUGUGUGGACAGUAAUCACUAAUAUCAAUACAAAACAAGAAUCUCAUGUAAUUCCUUCUUGCUCCUAGAUGUUAAUUGUUUGAUUGCUUGUCUGCUGUUUGAUUGGGAUUGCUUUGAAUGGUAUUUACUUUUAGAUUGAUCGUCUCAAAUGCUUAAGCUGUUUACUGACUGACUUUGAAAUGGGAUUAUCAUAAUAUGAACUGCAGAAGUAUCUUCUGGAGUGAUUCAUUGUAUAAUGGAUAACUGCUCAAUCACUUCAGAAACAAAUUAUAUUUGAAAUUAUUGUGGAAAGGUUCAUCAAAUAUUAACUCUGAACAAAUCGUCAAUUCAGAUACGGAAUGAUCAUGAACUUGUUAGCAGCUGUACCAUAUAUCAGAAUGUGAGGGAAAAAAUGCUAUUAUUUUGUUGGAAUCUCAUUUUUGUAUCCUGUUUGCGUCUCUUGAAAAAGAAGUAGGGGUAUUUUCAACUUCUGCUUAGUUGCUGCCCAUGUUUCUUGUAAUGUAAGGAAACUGAGUCAAAAUACUUACGUCUAUCUAACUACAGCACAUACUGGUGAUGUGUGAAAUGCUGUUUUUUUUUCCAGCGAUGAAGAUAUGGGGCUGUCAGAAGAAUACUUGUCCAGUCAAUUUAGGGUUGUCAUAAUUUUAAAGGCGUAAUUAUCAAUUAGUCUCGAAUCACUUGUUCUUUGGUUUACAAUAUUGAGACGUUUACAAUUUGUUGUGUUUUUAUUGUGAUGGUUUAAAGGACACUCAGAUUUGUUCGUAGAACACUUUCAACCAAGGGUCAUACUAUUGGGUGUAUUGUUGUACGGAAAAGAUUAAUUAAGUUUGAGAAGAGGUGCUGUUCAUUUGUACGUCUGAGUGUUAGCGAGUUGACACAUUGUAAUUUCUAAAAAAUCAUUUUUGCAUGAAUAUAUGAAUGUACGUAUCUUUUGCAGUGAGCAUGAAUCUCAGCGGUUGGGCUGUGUACAAAUGUAUAAUGUUGAUACUGAAUCACCAGUGUGCAGUAGUCAUAAAAGUUUUGAAUAUCGUUCAUUCUAUUCUGCCAUAAAAGCUACCAUUCUGAGGAAAUAACUGGUAAGCUUCUGUACUGCCCAUGUCUCAUCAGUGUGUUGGCACUUUAGCUCAGAGCCAGAGCACAACUGCCUCUGAUGAAUCGAUGUACUUCCUGAUUGAUGGUGAGACCGUGCACUUUCGCUUUCCUUCGCCAGAUGUGCAACCGAAAGCUCAUUUAAAAAUAGGGCACUAAAAACAAGGAUGAGAGCUUUCUUCUGACGUUUUUUCGGAUCAGAACAAUUUCUGCAAUGCUGCAUUUAUUUUGGCUGACACGAGUAAGGUCUUGAUUCGAAUUUUGACAAGACAUUUAAUUUUCAUUUUAGUAAUCCACAUUUGUACUGUGUUCAUGGGGCUUCCUUUCAUUUCAUAUAUUCAAAUCAUUUGUUUUGUGUGGAAGAAAGAGAAAGUUAUGGUUUUUCCACCUUCUCUGGACUGAAUUCAGUAAUACUUAUGAGUUUAGAAUAAAAGUUUGAGAUACGAGAGAGUGCAAUAAGGGUAUAUAUUGUGGCAGAAGUAAAUAAUCAGUUUUAUAAUUAUAACUUUCUGUACUUAAGUUUUGUAGUAUAACCUGAAGUGAAAGAUUAUGCAAAGAACACACUGCUCACGAUUCACAGAUGUUUCUAUUAAACUGUUGUAAUAAUUUUCAAUGCUCUGAAGGCUGUGUUAUUACUGUUUUGAUUGAUGUAGUAUUUCGCUUAUAUCUUUUGUGACGCUCCAUUCGUUCUCAUAUAUUGCUUUUGAAAGAUUAUUGCUAGGUUACUGUUUUGUUUAUGUCUACCUUAAACGUAAGCAACGUCUGUGCACAAAUCAUUUGAUUUUGAUAUUAUGUGGUAGAUUGUUUUUCUAUAACGUUUGAUUGUUCCGUGCAUUGUUUUUGAUUGUUCAUAGUCCAAGUUCGUAGUUCUUUUAUGUUGGUCUGGAUUGGUGACAAAUUCAGAUAGUCUCUCUGCCUUUGAUAUUUCAUAUCAGAAUGAAAAUGCAACUUUGUUACUUGUGUCCUGUGAUUUCCAGACCAAUGCUGUUGAGCAGCUUGUCUGCUUACUCCUUUUUAGCCAGUCAAUCAGAUCUUUACUUGAACUGUCUAACAGAAGUUUCAUACAGAGAACUAAUGCCAUGGUUCUGCCUCUAGUUGAUCUUGUUACUUAGGUUUCUUUUGUCCUUUAGUACUUUUCCUCUUUCCUGAUGUCACUGGAAUGUUUGUGAAGGUUUAACCAUUGCCCUUUUCUGUUUUUCUUUAGUGAAUUCUAUCUUGAUGGGUUCAUAGCCAUCCCUGUUUUGAUGUUGUCUUUCCUCUUUUAUGUUUGUCUUGUUUCGAGCGGUUACUAAUGCUGUUAUCUGGUCUUUACCAGAUGUUGUUAUGCCGACUUGCCAUAAAACUACUACCCAAUUACCCUUUGUCCCCUUACAAAAUGGUCUUUCCAUGGAAGUCUUGAUGGAUGUGAAGUUUGACAGUACCACCGUAUCUUUUUUUUUGGAGGGGGGGGGGGGGGGAUAACUGCAAGGCUGUCAUUCUAUAGUGGUAUUGGGUGUUGACUUUUUUGUGGGUUCCUCAUGUGGUCUAUAAUUUGAAUGCAUAAGGUCUUCUUGUAGCAUAUCAGUUCAGCUCCCAAUGCUUUUUUUUCAUCUCUAAAGAAUGUCUUCAGUUUUUAAGUUUGCAAAAAUAUGUACAGGGCAUAAAGUCCGAAUACAAGUUUCUUGAAGUG
This is a messenger RNA of Aplysia californica (California sea hare), 8341 nucleotides long. RefSeq names its product anoctamin-8. NCBI's taxonomy places the organism in Eukaryota, Metazoa, Mollusca, Gastropoda, Aplysiida, Aplysiidae. The record is from RefSeq and is a predicted model, not a curated record. The transcript has 15 exons. Bases 109 to 3843 code for a protein of 1244 amino acids. Gene Ontology annotation, biological process: chloride transmembrane transport. Gene Ontology annotation, molecular function: chloride channel activity. Gene Ontology annotation, cellular component: plasma membrane.